UUGUUCCCAUGUCCAUGGCCCGUUCUCUUUCGUAGUCCAAAUGAGGCGACUCCCACUCACCGCGCUCCGCUCUCUCGCGCGACGCGUCUCCUCCGACCCCGUCGUCGUCCUCCACCGCGAUCGCAGGAUCGUGUCGGGUGGGAGAUGUGAUGUGAGGAAUGGUUUCUUGCGGCAGUUCUCGUCGAUCAAUGAGAGAGGGAGGAACUCGCUUGAUGAUAUCUCAUUAGAGGAAGAAGCUGAGAAGAAGGCAGGAUGGUUGUUGAAGCUUAUAUUCGUAGGAACUGCAGGACUUGUUGGUUACGAGUUCUUUCCUUACAUGGGGGAAAAUCUACUACAGCAGUCCAUCUCGCUUUUACAUGUCAAGGAUCCUUUGUUUAAGAGGAUGGGAGCAUCGAGAUUAGCCCGUUUUGCAGUCGAUGAUGAAAGGAGGAUGAAAGUGGUAGAGAUGGGUGGAGCUCAAGAGCUUCUGAAUAUGCUGGAGGGUGCAAAAGAUGAUAAAACACGUAAACAAGCUUUAAAGGCUCUCAUUGCUCUUUCUCAUUCUGAUGAGGCUGCUGAAUUUUUGCACCAGGCAGGUGCGACUGCAAUUGUUAGUUCUAUUUCAAACUCUUCGGAGUACGCUGAGGUCGAAGAGUACAGGUCUAGCCUGCUCCAGAGGUUUAAAGAACUGACACAUGAAGUAUAGAACUUUUUCCUGGUUGGCAUUAAAACGACCUGCUUGACGAUCCAAUUUGUGUUUACCUUAAGUCACUGCGAUCUUUACAUUUUCCUCUGUAUUUUGGAAAGCUUUCCAUGUGGCGCAACUGAGUUCGGAAACAGGAACACAUAAGGUUGUAAUGAUAACAAGAUAUUAUGGGACCUUCAUGAAGAAA
Messenger RNA from Ananas comosus (pineapple), 872 nucleotides. RefSeq lists its product as uncharacterized. The coding region runs from base 41 to 685 and encodes 214 amino acids. Lineage: Eukaryota; Viridiplantae; Streptophyta; Magnoliopsida; Poales; Bromeliaceae. The record is from RefSeq and is a predicted model, not a curated record. The transcript has 6 exons.